CCUGCACUUCUCCGGAUGUUCUUUAUCCCAUCGGUGGUGGGGACGGCCUCGGACAUUCACAAAUCGACCCGGUCAGCAAACCGACCCGGGCUCCCACCCAAAGGCCAGGAAAUGCGGCCCUGCGCCCCAAAUCUUGGAGAAGGACGAGUUAAAGCUCUUUGCCUCGGUUAUCUUCGAGGAUUGCUCCGCCCAGUGUCUCGGGAUCAAUGCUCCGUCUCAUCUUCCGUCUUGCCUUCCAGAAACAGCAAGUUUUGGGCUCCGAACUCAGCUCCCCGAGGUCCCCCGACUCUUCAGCUCCCCGGUCUGUCCCUUGGGGGAGAGUCUCGCAGCUCUGAGCCCCGAACUUCCUCUGUGUCCCACCGACGGACGGCUGUGUUCUGGCCACGACAAAGAACUAAUGCAUUUCGAAAAGUGGAGCCAGUAGAACCGCAGAACUGCCGCCUUAUUGAGGGACUCGAAAAUGGCUCUGAAGAUAUUGAUAUACUUCCUAGUGGGCUGGCUUUUAUCUCCAGUGGAUUAAAAUAUCCAGGCCUGCCAAGUUUUGCACCAGAUGAGCCAGGACAAAUUUUCUUGAUGGAUAUGAAUGAGCAAAACCCAAAGGUCCAGGCAUUAAACAUCAGUGAUGGUUUUGACAAAGCAUCAUUUAAUCCACACGGAAUCAGUACUUUCAUCGAUGAAGACCAUACUGUGUAUCUUUACGUUGUGAAUCAUCCCCACAUGAAGUCCACCGUGGAGAAAUUUAAGUUUGAGGAACAACAACGUUCUCUUGUACACCUAAAAACUAUAAAACAUGAACUUCUCAAAAGUGUGAAUGACAUUGUGGUUCUUGGACCAGAACAGUUUUAUGCCACAAGAGACCAUUACUUUACCAACUUCUUCUUGGUACUAUUCGAGAUGAUCAUGGAUCUUCAUUGGACUUAUGCUGUUUUCUACAGUCCAAGAGAGGUCAAAGUCGUAGCCAAAGGGUUUAGCUCUGCCAAUGGGAUCACAGUCUCACUAGACAAAAAGUAUAUCUACAUAGCUGAUGUAACUGCUCAGAACAUUCACGUACUGAAAAAACAUGAGAACUGGGAUUUAACUCAAGUGAAGGUAAUACAUUUGGGCACCUUAGUGGAUAACUUAACUGUGGAUCCUGAUACUGGAGAUAUUUGGGCAGGAUGCCAUCCUGACGGCAAGAAGCUGCUGAUCUAUAACCCUGAGGAUCCUCCAGGGUCUGAAGUACUUCGCAUCCAGGAUGUUUUGUCUGAGAAGCCUAAGAUAAGCACCGAGUACGCCAAUAAUGGCUCUGUGCUUCAGGGAAGCACCGUGGCUUCUGUGUACCAUGGAAAACUUCUCAUAGGCACGGUAUUUCACAAAGCUCUGUACUGUUUGCUUUAGAUCCCAGACAUUCCAAAAAAGUCUUGUUAACCAAUGAAAGACAAAAUUGCAAGCAGCAAAAUAAAUGUGUUUAUUUGGGGUCUCAGGGAUUGCAAUGUGAGAAAUACAGAUUCGGCUAGAAUUGAAAGCUUGAUCUGGGGAGACAAAGGAGGUUGGAGUUUUUAAAGAGGAGAGAAGGGAUUUACAUAAGUUGUUUGAAGCAAAGGUUUUUGGUGUUGGUAUAGCUACAGUUACACUAAUCUACGUGUGAUUGGUUGCUAGGGCUAGGCAGAAAGUCUACUUAUGUCCAUUUUAACACCUACUAGAUGACUUGGCUUUUAGCUGAGUUUAGGAAAACUUCUGAGAAUUUUAUAUAGAGCAUGUGCAUAAGCCCCACCUCCUUGAUGUCCUUCAAGCUCUAUUUUAAAUAACUCUUUUAGUAAUUGUCACUCAAUUUUAUUGUCUCUGUUGUCAAUCUACAUGUUUGGUAAAAAUAAACCCAUAAUUAUAUGAUAAGUGGAAUUGUACAUAAAUGACAAAUACCAAUAA
Canis lupus familiaris (dog) is the source of this 1905-nucleotide messenger RNA. It is a transcript of the gene PON3, whose product is annotated as paraoxonase 3. Lineage: Eukaryota; Metazoa; Chordata; Mammalia; Carnivora; Canidae. The record is from RefSeq and is a predicted model, not a curated record. The transcript is spliced from 9 exons. The coding region runs from base 16 to 1377 and encodes 453 amino acids. Gene Ontology annotation, molecular function: arylesterase activity.